AUGAACACUGUCAAGAAGGUUCUUUCGCGCAAGUCGCAUUCGGGCGACGAGUCGUCCGAUGACGGCCGCCACUCUACCUCGACCGCCCCCACCUCGAACCCUGGCUCGCCCGUCUCGCGCCAGAAGGAGAUCGGCUCCCUGGGUGCCGCUGGUGCCGCUACUGCUGGUCAGCGUAGCAGCCAUGCCGCCGAUGUGGAUGCCACGACUGGUAACAACGGCCUUGGCCUCAACGGUACCUCGGCCACCACCGGCACCGCUGGCUCGCGCACCACCGGCCAGAAGAUCGCCGACAAGGUCGAGCACGGCGUCGGUCGAUCGGGCGACGUCCACGCUACCGAUGGCUCCAUCCGCCACAAGCACGGCCACGACGUGACCAACUCGAAGCACCUCGACCUGAGCAGCGGCAAGGUGGAGCAGGACGUGCAGCACCUUGCUGCCGUCACCCACCAGACGCACCAGCGCCACGAGGUGGAGGAGGUGACCCGCCAGCGCGAGCACGAGCGCCACGUGCACCACGUCCAGCACCACGUCCAGCCCGUGCUCGACUCGGAGCACGCCGCCGAGAAGGUGCACUCCAAGAUCCACCCCGUGACGCGUGUGCACGAGACGCACGCCUCGACCGACAAGGACGCCGCUCUGCUCACCUCGGUUGCCGGCAAGCACGCCGACAAGUUCACCGAGGCUCCCCUCCACCGUCAGGUCGUUGACAAGGGUGAGCUGGUCAACGAGCAGAUCCACCACCACAUUCACAACGUGGUUCAGCCCGUGAUUGAGAAGGACUCGCACGAGUACCACCGCAUCCAGACGGUGAUCCCCACCCACGUCGUCACGCACGAGGCUCCCAUCGUUCACGAGUCGACGCACCACAAGGCUGUCUCGAAGGACGAGUUCCUGUCCGGUGGCGGUAGCCUCACCAACAGCAUUCGCUCGGUUCACGAGGCCAACCUGCUCAACACUGGCAAGUGCGACCGCAAGGUGGACGGUAUCGCCGAGAAGCUGCAGCGCGACCUCGGUCUGACCGGCGGCUACCACGGCUCGUCGGUCAACCAGACCUCGACCACGGGUACCAAGAACGCCGCCACCACCACUGCCAUCUAA
Messenger RNA from Pseudozyma hubeiensis SY62, 1098 nucleotides. RefSeq lists its product as hypothetical. Bases 1 to 1098 code for a protein of 365 amino acids. The record is from RefSeq and is a predicted model, not a curated record. The transcript has a single exon. NCBI's taxonomy places the organism in Eukaryota, Fungi, Basidiomycota, Ustilaginomycetes, Ustilaginales, Ustilaginaceae.